UUGGAGUUUGACAGAUGUUGAGAUAAAAACUAAAACUAAUAUUUACGAACGUAAAUAUUCCUAUCAAUUUGUUAAUACAUUUUUUGAAACGUUAUUUGUUCCAUUAAAAUAGUUAAAUAUCAUUAAAAUGUCUUAAAAGUGAUAAAGAGAGAAACACAACUAUUUUCGUAAUGACAACUGUUUGUUUUGAUAUCUGGUGUGUAUUGUGAUAUUUAUUUUGAAUCAAUGUUAUAAGCUUCUAAUCAAAAAUGGAAGGUGGACAGUGGAGGAACAGCAUUAUAAAUCAAUUGCAGUCAAGAAAUAAAAGGGAAACAGCAGCAUUUCAAGACAUUAUAGCCUUUCAGAGCAGACUGUUUGAUAAUGUUAAUACAUUGAAAAAUGAAAAUCUACAGUUGCAAUUACUUAAUGAGAGAAUUCGUUACACAAGCACUGAGAGUGUACUUUCUAACACAGGAGGUGCCAGUAAUGAAAGAAUACAAGCUUUAGAACAAAAAAUAUUAGCACAACAAGAGGAAUUAACUUCAUUACACAGGCGUCGGGGAGAGAGCGCACAGCAAAUAAUAACUUUGAAUGCAAAAGUACAUGAGCAAGAAAAGAGUCUACAGGCAAAAGAUAUAAUAAUUUCAGAAAACACUGCAUUAAUAGCAUCAUUACGAGCUGAAAUCCAGUUGUAUGAAACAAACAUGUCCGAGUUACAAGGACUCAAUCAAGUUAUAAGAGAUGAGUACCAAGCGCUACAAAUAGCUUUAUCGUCUGUGGAAGAUAAAUUAAGAAAAGCACAGGAUGAAAAUCGAUCUUUAGUUGAACGUCUUAUUAAAUAUAAAGCUAAAGAUGCGGACAAAAUGAAUGAAGAAAAUGAACAUUUUCUAAAGUCAAGCAACCCUACCGCGUUUUUCAUCAACACCUUUGGUAGAGUUAGUUUCGGGAAGAAAAGUGACAAAGUCCGCAAGGAAUUGGAAGACGCUGCGAGAGAGGGUAGUAGUAGAAGUAGCGGUGGCUCCGGAGGUUCUAAUGAGGAAAAAAUUAUGGAUACUAUUCAUUACUACACGUCGAUUUUGCCUACCAAAGUUAGCUUGAGAUUUGACGCUCACGAUGGUGAAGUGAAUGCAGUCAAAUGGAGUCCAACAGAUAGAAUAUUAGCAACAGGAGGUGCGGAUAGAAAAGUUAAAUUAUGGGAUAUGUCAAAAAUAGGUGUAGUGGAAAGCAGAGGUGCUUUAGUGGGGUCUAACGCGGGUGUGAUGUCGGUGGACUUCGAUUCAACAGGCGCGUACAUCGUGGGCGCGUCCAAUGACUUCGCGAGUCGUGUGUGGACGGUCGGUGAUCAGCGGUUACGGCACACGCUCACUGGUCACAGUGGUAAAGUGAUGGCAGCAAAAUUUCUAGAAGAACCCACCAAAGUAAUAACCGGCAGCCAUGAUAGAACACUCAAAAUUUGGGAUCUCAGGAGUAGAAUGUGUACAGAAACAAAAUUUGCGGGGUCGUCGUGCAACGAUCUGGUGACGUCAGACGGUGCGGGCUCCACUAUCAUAUCAGGACACUUCGAUAAACGGAUACGAUUUUGGGACAUACGCACAGAGAUGUCAGCCAAUCAUAUCGUAUUACAAGGGAAAGUCACAUCAUUAGAUCUCAGUAGAGAUAGUAAUUAUUUACUAGCGUGCGUGAGAGACGAUACGAUACAGCUAAUAGAUCUCCGGAUGAACACCAUAGUGCGGUCGUUCAGCCACGAGUCAUUCAAAGUGGGCUGUGACUGGUCGCGAGCGGCGUUCGGUCCGGGCGGCCGGCUGUUGGCCGUUGGCGCCGCGGAUGGAUCCGUCUACGUUUGGAACACGCACACUGGAAAAUUGGAGACUAUAUUAAAAGAGCACUCGUCGGCAGUGACGGCAGUGUCGUGGCACCCUCAGUCGGGGCUGCUGGCAUCCGUGGACCGGGGCAAGCGGGCGCUCGUAUGGGGUGACUUGUGACAGGCAUGGGACUGCGAUACGCAGACGACGAUUAUACCACAGGCCAAGAGUGAGGAGGUGGGGUCGGAGACGUUCGCGGAGGGUGCAGAAGUUCUGGACUUCUUGCGCGGCGUCACCACCGACCUGCUGCAGCGCUUCGCGUAGCGCCUUCUGUCCGCAACAACACGACGACUCGUAUCAAAUACUAUUAUACUCCAAAAUCAUGCACCAUACAAAUAUAAGCCUUACUUUUUAUCAGCGUGUAAAAUUCGCAGUUCAUUGUUUAGUAAAUUAGUGAAUAUUUUUUAAAAAAUGUAAAAUGUAAGAAGAGGUGCUUUAUCACCUGUGAUCGGGUUACACGCGGUUACAAAAAAACGCCUUAUUUUUUAUAAAACCCGUUUUAAAUAAGAGUUUCUAUGUGCUAUAAAUUUUUUUCCAAUAUUUAUGCGUAAGCAACGUAUUGCCUUUUUAUCUAACUUUUCGUAUUUCUGGAUGUUUCGUGUUAAAUUUUCAGUGUGUAUAUUGCCUAAACACAAUAUGUACUUGGAUGUGAAAUUAAUGUACAUAAUUAUAUAAAUGUGAUAUUUUUUUGCCAAACGAUUAUAUUCUUGUGUGUUCAAAAUACAUGGCGAAGAUGCACAUAAUAUAUAGCUAUAUGAUGUUGAUACAAGUAACGUUUAGACAAAAAAAUAACGGUACAUUUUCUAUUCGUCCACAACAAUAGAAGUUAGGAAUAACUAAAUGGCCAAUUUAGAGUAGCGUUACAUGUAACGCAUCGUCGCCGCGGUAUUUUAAAAUCUUACGCACAAUGAGCGAUAAAUUAAUAGCCGGCUAUUAUUGUCAACGUGACUUCAUAUUUGUUUAGCGGGAACGUACGGCCCACCUGCGCUAGCCGUACGCCGGCUCAUUAGCAAACAAAGAUCGAGCUUCGACUUCCGAAAUAGGGAUGAAACGAUACCACGCAAUCUAUCGAUACUUUACUUACUAAUUAUAUCGUAAUAAUGUAUCAAUCAUGUUAGAAAAGCAAAAAUUUGAGUAAAAUUAUGUAUCUACUUAGUGUUAGGAAGAAAAAUCCGACACUGCUGGUGUAUCGGCGCAACACUAGACUUUUUAAAAUAUCAACGCUUACAUAUGUCCUCACUAAUCGAUCUGACACUUGACUUGGUAAUAAAAGUGCGCCAUUCCUCCAAACGAUUCCAACUAAUAUUGUCUAAAAUUAGUAGAUAUAUUUGAAUGUCUACUAUUUCGUAUAGAAUACUACUAGACGCAUACGUAUAUGGUAUCGCUUUAUCUCUAGACGAUCAUCUACCGCGAUCAAUAAACGGCGAACAUAGUAAAGAAUUCGCACUCACAACCGCGUGCCACACAUCCAUAAUCCCGUGACGUUUAUUUUGACAGACGCGUUCGGGCACUUUUUUCGCGCCAGUUUUUGCCGCCAUUUUUUUUUCACCUCCGCCCGACAGUCCGUUGAACCUGCGACGUUUAUAAAGAGCUAUUUUCACAUGCAAUUACACGUAUAGCCGACUUAAUUACCCGAAACCGCUGCGACGCCGUCGCCGACGGGACAUGGAGGCCGAUCGAAAAAACGACCUAAUCCGGCGCCGGUUAAAUUACGCUUCGUUAACCUUAGCCGCGGCUAAUAAUAGCGUAACUACUGCUUUGCAUGGUAAUGCAGCGCGGCGCCUCGUCUCUCUACGUUUGAAAGUUUCUUGCCAACAGAACAUGUCAUUUCUUUAUAAAUUUAUUAAUUUUUGCCUGUGCGUUUUGACAGGCAAUAAAUUUCUGUAGGCGUUCUAGCCAUAUUUCUAACCUAGUCAAUUAAGCUCGAUUGAUAAAUGUGUUUACAAUUCUAUAUUAUGUGAUAAUUUUAUUUCAUUUUUUUAAACGGGACAACUCGUACUUUUAGAAAAUCAAAACUUAUAAUAAAUGUUACGCUAUAUUUUUUAUUGUGUUUCAAGUGUUGGAUGUUUAGUUAUUAUUUUAAAAUCUUUAAUAAUUUACAAUUAAAGAAUAUGAACAUGGGCUACAAAUACUCGACACAAUCACAAAUCAAUGUAGAAAACCACAAUAAUCAUAUGCAUAUUGAUUCUACUUUACUUGUUCAAACUAUUGCUUAUUGUUAUACCAAAAACCCUUACGUUGAUCUGGAGACUACGGAUUAUAGUAGUGUUAACAAAAUUGUAGCUUUAGUUAUUUACAAUAUUUCUAUCAUUCAUCACAAAAUGUUCUGUGCCUUUUUUUACCUAUGAAGUACUUAUUAAAUUGCCAAUGUGUAAAAAAGUAAACGAGUACCAUUUGCUAUAAUAUGGUAGUCUGCAAAUAUUUUUAUACUAAAUUUCAGGUAAGUUAUAAUCUAGUUAUAAGCAUAUUAAAUAGACUGUUAUUGUACGUAAAUAAACAGCUCUAUAAUUAAUUUUCUAAAGGUACGAUUACACUACGACACUAAUCUCGGUACACUCUGAGUGUGAACACGAAUGUCUCUGAUUACAAAAUUUAUUGCGCCUCAUAACUAGUGUCGCGUUAGUUGCUGUGUAAAAAUCCGUACAAGUAUGACCAAUACAGACAUUGAUAUCGGAUAUUCAAGUCGGACAUUUAUGUCGUAGUCUAAUCGUACCUUAACUUUCAAUAUUAGCGUAACUAAAGUUGUUUUCAUAAAUAUUACAUAUUUUCUUCCUUAUAUUAACAUCCACUGAACUGAUAUAUUUAUAAAAAUAUUGUUGUGAUAAAUAAUAAAUAAAUGAAUGGUAAAUACUCUAAUAGGGUAUUUUGUGAUCGCACACAGAUGUUAUGAAAAGAAACAUAAGGAGUUUAAUCAUAAUUGUAGAAGAAUACUGUAGUCAUAAUCCUCCAUAUAAUUGAUUAAGUGAUACUUUCCAUACAUUUCCAUCAUAUUACUAUCCUAGAAAGCACACACGUUUAUUUUUUUAAAUACACUAAUGUACCACAAUCCUUCUCGAUCUUUAGUAUGGGUGUGUGCAGUUUGAAAUCUAAUAUUUAUUUAACGGGACAAGAACCGUUUUGAUGGUUUAAAAAAUAAAAGGCGUUAUUUCACCUAUGGUAUUAAUGUCCCCGCAGAUUACUAUGACAAUACUUUCGGUCUAAAAACUUGGGAAUUUCCCAGAUAUUAAAAAUCCAAAGUGUAAGUGACAUAAUAAAAAUUGUUGGUAUUGCUUAAACUUGCAACACCAACCAACCAGCAACCACCAAAUUCUGUUUAUAAUUUAUGUAAAAUCAAACUGUUUUUUAACUCUGGUUUUCUACGAAAAUUCAGGUUUUAGACCUGGCACUAACAACAAGAACGCUGCUAUUUUGCAAUUUAAAAAAUGUAAUAUUUGUUCAAUUAUAAUCUUUUGUUGACUUAUUAAUGUUCUUAAUAUUUAAUUUCACCACACUCUAAUUAUUAAUUUAGCAUAAAUUUAAAACCACAACUUUGUGUUAAAAAGGCAUUUAUUUUACAUUGACAUCUUAUUUUAACAGAUACACUAAAUUUAUAAAUACAUUUUUUUCCUUUUUUAUCGCUAAUGUCAGUUAGCAGUCAUGUAACCUCCUUUAACAAUAUUGUUUAUAAAAAAUGAUAAAUAAAUGUGAUGUAAAAACGGGAUUUUAAACCCGUAAUCGUCUCGGGAAUUACUAAUUCUUGGUCAUCCUUCGAAUUGUUUUUGCUGGUUUUAUAAGAUGCCCAUGCGGGAAUAGGCCUAAUAUAUUGGGCCGUAUAAAAGACGUAUGAAUUGAGUCGUUUAUUAAAAAAAAGUUAGGCAAAAAGGUUUUUUAAUAUUGUAAUAAAUUUUGACAGAUAUCGUUUCUAAUUUUACGAGGACUUCGAUGGGCUUUAAGCUCCGGAUAUUUUUAUUAAUUUUAUGUGAAAUUUUUGCAGCAUGUGUUUUUAUCUUCGUCGAUGUUUACUAAAUGGAUUGUAUAUUCAAUAUGCGAUAUAAAUAAGUACAUAUAUUA
Messenger RNA from Papilio xuthus (Asian swallowtail), 5891 nucleotides. It is a transcript of the gene Atg16, whose product is annotated as Autophagy-related 16. The transcript has 15 exons. Lineage: Eukaryota; Metazoa; Arthropoda; Insecta; Lepidoptera; Papilionidae. The coding region runs from base 249 to 1961 and encodes 570 amino acids. Gene Ontology annotation, biological process: autophagosome assembly. Gene Ontology annotation, cellular component: autophagosome membrane; phagophore assembly site membrane; Atg12-Atg5-Atg16 complex. Gene Ontology annotation, molecular function: protein binding; protein-membrane adaptor activity. The record is from RefSeq and is a predicted model, not a curated record.